This is a messenger RNA of Kalmanozyma brasiliensis GHG001, 2196 nucleotides long. Its product is annotated as ICE2. Gene Ontology annotation, cellular component: endoplasmic reticulum membrane; perinuclear endoplasmic reticulum; cortical endoplasmic reticulum. Lineage: Eukaryota; Fungi; Basidiomycota; Ustilaginomycetes; Ustilaginales. The transcript has a single exon. The record is from RefSeq and is a predicted model, not a curated record. Gene Ontology annotation, biological process: endoplasmic reticulum inheritance; septin ring assembly. Bases 1 to 2196 code for a protein of 731 amino acids.
AUGUCGUUCGUGCGCUCGCUCGCCGUCAACUUUGGCAGGCUGGCCACCUUCAUUCAGGUCCUCUUCUAUCUUCCGCUCGCCCUCGACAUUGCGGGUCAGGAUGCCUUCCUCGCGCUCUCGGCCUCGUUGGCCUCGUACUACUUCUUCCUGUCGACAGUGCGGCUCUUGACGCGAAAGACACGUCUCGCAUGGAUCGGCCAGACCUUUGCCGUCUUCCAAUUUGUCGUCAUUCCGGCCUGCCUUCUGGUCUCCUUCAAUGUCUACUCGCCUCCCUCGGCGACUAUCUUCCCAGAGCGAAGAUCCGAGAGCUUCGACAACACUGCCACCGAAGCCAUCACCAAUCUCUUCUCACGCAGAGCUGGAUCAAUGACGCUUGGAGCUGUGGACCGAGAUGACCUGCAAUCUCUGACUGGCUUCGACACGCUGGACCAAGUCCUCUCCGCAUUGGUCGCCUUCUUCUUCUGGCUCGCGCGACGAGUGCCGGGCUGGUGGCAUACGCUGCUCCGCAUCUCGAGCCCCUUCUUCAGUCUACUCGAGGGUGUAGCAUCCCUGCUCGUCAUCCAGUCACUUGCAUCCACCUCGAGAUGGAUCAUCGCAUCCUCCCUAGCGAAUCCGUCGUCUCGGUAUCAGCGCGUUCCGUCUCCUGGAACUCCCUCCGCAAGAGGCGCCGCCUGGGUCACCAACACCUUUGUUAUGCGCUCGCUCGCCUCCAUCGGCUUUGGCGCCAGUGAAGUCUGGCAGAUCUUCUUCCUGCUCGUUUCGGCCACCAUCUACGUCACCGCCGCCUUUGCGCUCUACGUGUCCUUCGACGGCGCGACCAAAGACCGCCCGGGCACCGCCGCAGCCAUCGCCACCUCUGUGACGUCGACAAUGUGGCUCACCGCCAUCGCAUUCGCCAUCCGAAAAGGCAACGUCAUUGAGACGAGUCUCAUGUUUGCCUACGUCGUCUUCAACAUCUAUCAGCUCGGCCCCAGUCUCUCCUUCACCCCAGACCCGAUCACGCUCAUCCGCAGCUUCAAGGCCAACACGCACGGCCAAGCGUUCGUCGACAAGCUGCCGCGCUCCCUGCAAGCGCCGUUGACGAGCAAGAUCCUUCAGGCGGCAAGCGGACUCGUCGAGGUGCUCGCGCAUUGGCUAGGCCAAUCGGUCGACUUCAUCCAUGCAGCGGGCGCGGCACUACCAAAGUCGGUCAUCGUGUCGUUGAUCUACCGAUUGAUGGUGCUGUAUGCGGCGAGUCGCAUCUUGCCCAUGCUCAAAGGGAAUGUUGCGCCGAACCACACGGAGGAUGGCGUUCAUAGCAGGCGGCCUAGCUGGGGCCGCGCACCGACAGGCGAAGAAGAGGAGAGCGAUUGGAGCUCGUCCAGCUCCGACUCGUCUGUAGCGGGAACAGAAGUCGAGGAGCUGGAAGAAGAGGUGUGGGACGACGAAGAAGGACGUUGGAUUCUGCAGCGACGACGACUCAGGCGCAGGCGGAGAAGAAGGACGCCAUUCGAUGGCGAGUUGGAAGACAGUGCGACCGAGAGCGGCAGUGAGGACGUGGAAGAAUUUUCGGAGGACGAUAGCGGCAUUGCGUACAACGACGAUGGGACCAAGUCGCUAGCAGACGAAUUGAAGGAGCCGAUGACGUUGGCGGACAAGCUCAAGUCGCCUCCGCCGCCAGGAGCUGCGGGUGUCGCGCGGGGGAAGCGUCCUGGAUAUGCGCGCGGUCAGAAACGCAGAUCGAAAGCAAACCGACGUGGAUCCACAGCCACAGCCAUGAGCGCGAAAUCGCCCAAGCAGCCGUCUGCAGCGUUGCCCAACGGUGACCCCACUCCAUCAUCACCGGGCGUCGAUCCGUCCACGCCAACACCCUCCGCACGAAAGCGCCCCAAUCUCUCCCGUCCACCCUCCGACGCGCGUCGUCACAAGCGUCCUCGACCCCCACAUCCACCUCCUUCGCCCACCUCGCUCCCUGAUCCGUCGCCAACAGGCGAAGCGUUCGGCUCGUUCAUCUCGAUCCUCGUCUCGUACUCGCGUCUGAUCCUUAUCGCCGUCUACUCGCACCUGCUGCUGUUGGAUCAGGCGAACCAGAUCUACUGGCGAUUCUUGACGGUGGGGUUGACGCUGGUCUUGUGGGGACUGGAGAUUGUGAUUAGCAAAGAGGAGGAGGUGGUGGGUGGCGUGGGCGAGCUGGGUGCUGCUGCUGGCAGAGCGUGA